Messenger RNA from Geodia barretti, 1113 nucleotides. NCBI's taxonomy places the organism in Eukaryota, Metazoa, Porifera, Demospongiae, Tetractinellida, Geodiidae. The record is from the annotation of a GenBank genome assembly.
CUGCCCCACGUCGGCGAAAGCGUCGUUGAAGGCACCAUCGGCAAGUGGCUCAAGCAACCGGGCGAUCGGGUGGAACGCUUUGACCCGCUGGUUGAAGUUGUUACCGACAAAGUAACCAUGGAAGUGCCCUCCCCGGUGGCUGGGCAAUUGUUACGCAUCAUCGCCACGGAAGGCGAGACCGUGCCGAUGGGAGCCGCCAUCGCGGAGGUUGAAACCGACGAACGCGCAACUCCGGCCCCGGCGGUCCAGGCGGCAGCGGCGUCUCCGACGGCGCCGCCGGCUCCUGUCCCGCCGCCACCUCCGGCGACGCCAGCAACCUCGACGACGCCCAUGUCGUACCUCAUUACCAACGCGCAGCCGCCCGCCGCCGGGCCGGCGACUGUCCCGGUUCCGGCCCCCGUCUCGGAAACCAUUGCAGACGAGGAAAGGUUAGCCAUCACGCCGGUGCGUCGCAUGAUUGCCGAGGCAAUGGUGCGCUCGGCGAGCCAGAUUCCCCACGCCUGGAGCAUGGUGGAAGUAGAUAUCAACGAGCUGGUAGCGCUGCGGAACCGCGAGCGACACGCGUUCCGCCAGCGGGAAGGCAUCAAUCUGACCUACCUGCCCUUCGCGCUGAAGGCGGUGGCCGGCGCGCUGAAGGACAACCCAACGCUGAACGCCUCCUGGGGCGAUGACCACAUCGUGCUCAAACGGCGCAUCAACCUGGGUAUUGCGGUCGCCGCACCCACCGGGCUGGUUGUGCCCGUCAUCCACGACGCUGACCGGUUGAGCAUAGCCGGGCUCGCCCACGCCAUCGACGACCUAGCCGGUCGUGCGCGUAGCGGUGCGUUGCGACUUGAAGACGUGCAGGGGGGUACGUUUACCGUCAACAACACCGGCGCCCUGGGCAGCUCCAUCAGUGGCCCCAUCAUCAACCACCCGCAGGCCGGCAUCCUGACCACCGAAGCCGUGCAACAGCGGCCGGUAGUCAUCAACGACGCCAUCGCCAUUCGCUGGAUGAUGAACCUUUGCCUGUCCUUCGAUCAUCGCAUCAAUGACGGCGAGGAGUCCGGAGCGUUCCUGCAGUCGGUCAAGCGUCGCCUUGAGGCGGUGGAUGGCGACACUCCCAUCUACUGA